AUGCGCCUCGCUCUAUGCCUCGACGAUAAGGCAUUUCCUCAAAACCUGCUUAUCGUGGGCACUCCUGGUUUGUCUGUCAGACGUGAAUCCGGAGACGGCGGUCCAACUGCGCCACUCGGUUAUCUCUGGCAUGUCCGGAUCAAGCAAGUGAGUCACGUCACGGCUGUUCAUUAUGAGCCAUCAUCCCUAAAGUACCUACUACAGCCCGUGCCCAGCUACGCUUCAGCCUAG
This is a messenger RNA of Fusarium venenatum, 231 nucleotides long. The record is from RefSeq and is a predicted model, not a curated record. Lineage: Eukaryota; Fungi; Ascomycota; Sordariomycetes; Hypocreales; Nectriaceae.